Molecule: messenger RNA, 4681 nt
Organism: Doryrhamphus excisus (bluestripe pipefish)
Lineage: Eukaryota; Metazoa; Chordata; Actinopteri; Syngnathiformes; Syngnathidae
Product: rho GTPase-activating protein 29-like
Biological process (GO): activation of GTPase activity; signal transduction
Cellular component (GO): cytoplasm
Molecular function (GO): GTPase activator activity
Source: RefSeq, a predicted model, not a curated record
CGUGACGAGCGGGCUGGUAAAUUUCGAGUGAUUCGAGAGUUGUCGGUCUUCUGAGCUCCAAGAAGCCGAUGGAGCCUCCAAGUCAGCGGACUACUUUUUAGUCUUUCUAGCUUGUUUUUCAGCCCCUCCGGACUAACUCCCCGACUAAGUCAUUGUCUCUGCUGCCAUGCCAUCCGAGUGCCGAGCAGUGGAAGCCGUCCAGGGUCUAGACCGCCGUAGAGUCCACUAGCCACCCACCUUCGAGCUGGGAUGCUCCGGAAGAGCAGCGCUGGAGGCGGCAGGCGACCCGGUCAUCAUGGCAACCAUUCCAAGUCCCUCACGCAGUCUCUGUCCACCGGGUCCACCAAGACCUGGGAUGGGGGCCGGCGCCGCCUCAGGGAGCGGGGCCUACUGAGCGGCAUGGGCCUGUUGUCUGGUCCUGUGGAGGCGCCCGGAGUGGACCCCGAGUACGUGAUGCAGCUGGUGGAUGAUGUCCGGUGCUUCGCCAACGUGCUGCUGUACCUCAAGGAGGCUUUCCAGAGUCCGGAGGUGGACGUGGGUCUUCAGCAGGUGGUGCAGGAGCGUCUGGCGGAGCUGCUGCGCGUCCUCAAGGCCGUCAUUGGAAAGCAUCAGGCCCUCAACUCGGCAGACAUCCUGGGGAAGGCCGGCACGGUCAUCGCCAAGGUGAAAGGCAUCGACUUCAAAGACUUGAGGCCAGAAAAGCGAGACGCCUUAUUCGGCGAGAUUCACACGUCCAUUGACGCUUUGGCAUUCACGUUCGGCAAUGUAGUUUCUGACUUCCUUAUGGGAGAUGCGGACAACGGUUCCGGGUUGGGGACCCCCCAGACCAGAAGAAGCAGGUCGUUCGACAACCUCGCCGUGGAUCUCCAGGAGUACGUGUCGGAGAAGAAUGACCUCGCCGGCCCAGAUGUUCCCCUGACGCGGGAGGAAGAAGUUGACUUGACCCUGCUGAAGCAUGACAGCGGGGUGGAGUCGGCGCUGCUGUACGCCAAAGCCUGGUCCAAGUACAUCAAAGACCUGCUGGCCUGGAUGGAGAAGAGGCUGAGCAUGGAUAUCGAGUAUGCCAAGAGUUACGCCAAACUGGUGGAGUCCGCCAAGCCGCUGGCAACCCAGCAGGACUACAUGCCCUUCAGCGACAUCUACAAUUCCACCUUCAAGAACGACCUUGAAUAUCAUCAGCUGCUCAUGCAAACGGCCCUGGCCCUGCAGACCAAUAAAUUCAUACAGCCCCUGGUGUCUCGUAAGAAUGAACUGGACAAGCUGAGGAAAGAUCUCAAGGAGCAGUGGCAGAAGGAGCAGAAGAAAAUGCACGAGGCAGACACCAGCUUGGGGAAGGCUCGGGCGCUGAAGGCGCUGAGGAGAGAGGAGUACCAGAAGGCCCGCUCCUCCACCAGCCGCUCCCUGGAGGAGCAGCCCAACAUUGGCAACAAGCAGCUGGAGAGGAAGAGAAAGCUGGAAGAGGAGGCCCUGCUGAAGGUUGAGGAGGCCCAGGAACAAUACCAGAGCUCCAUGGCUGACGUGGGCGUCAGGAGGAUGGACCUGGCCAACGUCAAACGCACCAUCCUCACGCAGAUCAGAGAGACGGUCUUCCAGUGCGACCUCACGCUGAAGGCGGUGACUGUGAACUGGUUCCAGAUGCACCAGGUCCAGACGGCGGGGCUGCCCGCUCACCACCAGGCCCUGAGCGACAGCGCCAAGCAGUACGAGCCGGGCAAAUGCUACUCUGAGUUUGUGCGUCACCUGCCCAAGAAAGUGUCCAGGGAGCGUGUCAACUCCGACUCGCUCUCCUCCGACAGGUUGGUGUUCAACAAGAGGUCCGUGGGCAGCAGGCAUUCCUCCCACGGGAACCUGUCGCAGGCCUCCCUCACCUCCUGUGACGUCCUGAGCGGGGACGAGGUGGACAGUCUGCUGCACCAGCCCCGGAUGGGCGAGCUGAGGUCCAGCAGCACGGACAUUCAAGGGCUGAGAAGCCAAGCGCCCCUCAGAGCCUGGACCUCCAGUAGUCCCGGGAGCCAGGGGGGGAUGUGCAGCGACUCGGAGAGUGUGGGAGGCAGCAGUGAGUCCAGGUCCAUGGACUCCCCCUCUGCUAGUCCAGGUGACUUCAAGCGGCGUCUGCCCAGGACGCCCUCCACCGGCACCAUGUCUUCUGCUGAUGACCUGGAUGAGAGAGAACCUCUAUCGCCUUUCGACAACGGUCUGGCGGAGAUGGUGACAGAGACGGCGCGUUCCCCCGGCCCCUUUCGAAACACCCAAAUGUCCAAAGCCGCCCAAACCCACAAGCUGAGGAAGCUACGAGCGCCGUCCAAAUGUCGGGAGUGCGACAGCCUGGUGGUCUUCCACGGAGCGGAGUGCGAGGAGUGCUCCCUGGCCUGCCACAAGAAGUGUCUGGAGACGCUGGCCAUCCAGUGCGGGCACAAGAAGCUGCAGGGACGCUUGCAGCUCUUUGGCAUCAGCUUCGCCCAGGCGGCAAAGAACAGCGCAGACGGGGUCCCCUUCAUCGUCAAAAAGUGCACCUCUGAGAUUGAGAGCCGCGCCCUCAACAUCAAGGGCAUCUACCGCGUCAAUGGCGCCAAGUCGCGUGUGGAGAAGCUGUGCCAGGCUUUUGAAAAUGGCAAAGACUUGGUGGAGCUGUCUGACCUCUCGCCGCACGACAUCAGCAACGUUCUCAAGCUCUACCUGAGACAGCUACCAGAGCCGCUGAUCCUGUACCGCUACUACAACGACUUCAUCGGCCUGGCCAAGGAGUACCAGCGGGCGGUGGCCGAGGAGGCCGACGCCCUGCGGAGCGCCCAGGCGCAAGGGGAGAAGCCCAGCGGUCCGAGCCCCCACCUCAACCGUGCGCUCCACCGGAUCAGGGACCUGCUGCGUCAGCUGCCGGCGACCAACUACUGUACUCUGCAUUACCUUGUGGCGCACCUGAACAGAGUGGCGGAGCAAGCCGAUGAGAACAAGAUGACGGCGAGCAACCUGGGCAUCAUCUUCGGCCCCACGCUGAUCAAACCCCGGCAGGCCGACGCCGACGUGUCCCUGUCCUCCCUGGUGGACUACCCGUACCAGGCGCUCAUGGUGGAGCUGCUGGUGCGACACUUCCCGGCCAUCUUUGGCGCCUCGGCGCCGGCCGGCUCCAACGCCGCCGCCCAGGAGAAGCUGCAGCGGCUCAGCAGACAUUCCGCCUCUUUGAUGGACAUUAAAGAGAGCACCAAAGCGUACAAGAGGUUCUCCUCCGUCAUCCCGUCCUCUCACAUCCUAGAUGAGGUCCAGGAGGUCCAGCCGGGAACGGACAGAACAGAUCCCUUGCAGGGACUCAACGGCGUCACGGAGGUCCAGAAGUCCACCAGCUCCUCUUCUUCACUGGCACCAAAGGUCCAACUCCGAGCCCACCGCACUCGCCUGGCGUCUCGGCCCAUCAGCAUGCCGCUGGAACGCCUGCCGAGUGCCGCCCAGGUCAGCGAGCAGAACAGCAGGAACAUGGCCGCCAAAGCGGUCGACCCCGUGGUGGAAACUAUCGAGGAGGUCUUGGAACCGGAGAGGUCCCGCCGCAGCGGCGCGUCCCGAGUCAGCGCCUACUACAUCACGCCGUUCAUCAACACGCAGGCCAUGCAGAGGAGGGCGUGGGACAGGAAGUACAAACAUUACGACGUCACGCCUCGGACUGCCAUGAUCAUGGCCAAGCUGCCUAACGCGGGGGUACCGCCCACUGCUGCUGCCCCAGCCGCCCCCGUCCCCGCCUUGAGUACUGUUAGUACCGUCUUCUCCAACAACCCCGACGCCAUGUCCGUCACACCAGACUCUUCCUCGCCUCUAACACUCAGACAGCCGAGGACUUUGCAGCCCCCCCCGGGGACCUUCUACAAGCCCCCCUCCACCUCCGGCAGCAGCAGAGCUCGGACGCUUCCCGACUGGACCCCCGGCGUCACCGCUACCACUGCCCCCGACCCAGAGCAGGCGGCGCCCCCCACAGCACCGCCAACCCGGCUCCAGACGCAGGACUCCACUGACAGCGCAAUCGACCCCGGGGUUGCGACCUCCGCUUCCCUCUCACCCCCCCAGUCGCCGCCCCCGAGCAGCCCCGACGACCUCAGCCUCGGCGAGACAAAACCCGUCUACCAGAGACCUCGGCGGCUUCAGGAGCUGGAACACCGGGAGGCCCACUUCGUCUGACCCCGCUCGGGUUUGGGCGGCUUGGGACAGUCCUCUGGAAACACAACACCAUGAUAGUGUUCUUAGUACUAACACCGUGAAAGGGUUCUAAGUACUAGCACCCUCAAAGUGGUCUAAGUACUAACAUCAUGAAAGUGUUCUAAGUACUAGCACCCUGACCGUGGUCUAAGUACUAGCACCCUGACAGUGUCCUAAGUACUAGCACCCUGACCGUGGUCUAAGUACUAAGUACUACCAUAUUCCAUCAUCUCACUGGAUCCAAAAGAAAGCCAAUCAUCCUCUUGUCUUUUAUUCGCACUUAAUGCAGCUUUUACUUGGAAUGUGCUUACUCAGCAUAUUUUCGUCUUUGUAUACUCCUUUUAAAUGUAUCUGUGAUUGGUACCUGCUACGGUAUGUAAACAGUAUUUAUCUCCUAUUGUACUCCCAUCAUACUCGCAUGUUCCUUUGUAGCGUUACAGUGAGACAGUGCAGAUGACCAACGGCGGUCCUCGCCGCCGCGGAUUAAAAUAUCUUCUUCAAA